Molecule: messenger RNA, 2130 nt
Organism: Fusarium graminearum PH-1
Lineage: Eukaryota; Fungi; Ascomycota; Sordariomycetes; Hypocreales; Nectriaceae
Exons: 6
Coding region: 1-2130 (709 amino acids)
Biological process (GO): peptidyl-threonine phosphorylation; peptidyl-serine phosphorylation
Molecular function (GO): ATP binding; protein serine/threonine kinase activity
Source: RefSeq, a predicted model, not a curated record
AUGUCUCUAUACAAUUACGCCUCGGAACUGUCAAGUAGCCGCAUGUAUGUCAUGCUGACCGCAAGUCCAACGUGGGUGUGUCUGGCGCUUCCGCAGCCUGGUCUGACUGGAGCUGUUGGUGCUCUAGACUCUACUGGCAGAUUGCCAGCAAAUAGGGGGCCAAACCCAUUAUGCAGUUACACGCCAGUUACAAACACGCACCAGACUCACCCAGGGGCCUCAAAGAUCAGACAAAAAUCAAAACAAUUUAUUGGCAGGCUAACACAAGAGGGCACCACGUCUGGCAAUAGCAACAACACACGUACAUCCAACGGACCUAAGUAUCCACCCUCUCCAGUGGUAAACAAAGGGCCACGAAGUCUACCUCAAGCACGUUCUCUGUUCCAAGCAAGUUUGACUCUUCUUUUCUCAGCACGGGCGGUGUUAAUUUACAAACAGACCAAAGUUAGAGACCUUGGCGACAAAGUACUAGAGCCUAUUGUUGACACUUUGGGCAUAGGCGUCAACUUGCGGACACGUAUCCGCAGGGCAACUGUUAGAAGUUGCUAUCCUCGCUAUGGGAUAGAUAAAUUCUUGCCCAAAGACGAACUUAGCAAGCUUCUCACACGCCAAUCAGUGGAGAAGGCGUUGACAAAAUGCCAAAAAUAUCGAAAGUACCCCAGUACCACACGUUUGCGGAAUCUUGAGCUUGAAAUUGAAACUAUUUGCAAGUCACCAACAGGCAGCGAGGGCGAGCAUUCGAACACCAAAUCAUAUCGCAAGAUAUUUGUAAUCCUUGUUCUGCUCAACAAAGCUUCGUUUGUGAGUUGCUUUAUUGACGGAGGAAUAUGCGACGAUGACCUUCCGUUUUGCUUUGACUGUGUGUCAGACACAUCGAAGUGGAAAUGCCUACGCAGAGACGGUCAUGAGUUACCAACUCAAGGCUUCCAAGAUUUGAGUAAGAAUUUCUUCAAAAAGUUCAUGGGGAAGCAGUGGAUAGUCCUUGUCCCAUAUUUCGGUCCAUACGACGAGACGAAAGACAAACCUCAAACCCUAAUGAAAGAGCAGAUUCCGCCCUUCACGUUCUGGAAAGGACUACCAGAAGAACGUCAAGGUGCCAGUGGCGAGAUAUCAAAGACACCAAAAACGGUUUUCGCUGUCAAAUGCGUUACCAAGCCUCAGGGGAAGCACGAAUACUCGAUUCUAAAAAAGUUCAAGAACAACAAGCAUAAUCAUCUGAUUUCGAUUCUUGGAGCAUUUGUGCAAAAUGACGUCUUCCACAUCAUUUUCCCAUGCGCACAAGACGAUCUAUACGGCUAUUGGAAGAAGAUACACAGCCACCCUUCCAGUGAUGAAUUAAAGGAAAAUCUUGCCUGGCUGGCGGCACAAUGCCAGGGUAUCACAGAAGGCCUUGCUUUUAUCCACCGUUACCAAACUGCUUCCUUCAAAUCUCUCCUCCACAUAGACUCAUAUCCGCCACCAUCAAAAUGCUUUGUAACGGUCGAGGGUGGCCAGGCUAAGUUACGUCUUUUUGGCCGACAUGGCGACAUAAAACCUGAGAACAUACUGUAUUUCCCGAGACACGAGGGAGACUUGAGGGGGGUACUGGUGAUUACUGAUUUUGGGUGUACCGAGUUCAGUACAAAAGAGGAGCUGAAUCACAACAGGCGAAUAGAUCUCCCCAACUCACCAACAUACCGAGCUCCUGAGACCGAUCUUUCUCCCGAUGAUAGUUCAGUCACGUCUUCCUACGACAUCUGGACUCUCGGUUGUGUCUUUUUGGAAUUCUUAACAUGGUGGCUCGGCGGUUGGGCAUAUGUACAACAGUUUGCGGCCCAACGCGCAGAACGGGAUCCCUCUUGGUAUGGAGGAGUACCAGGGCUUUUCAGAACCGAUUUCUUCUACGCCAUCGUUGAAGAUGAGAGAGGGAACAAAAUUGCACAUGUCCGAAAAGGUGUCAGAAAAUUUAUGGACGCUCUUGCUUCUAAUGCUACCGUAAAGUCUAACGCAUUUGCCGACAAAUUUCUAUAUAUGAUCCGGACAAGGAUGUUAAUUAUUGAGUCUUUGAAGGACGAUGGAACGAAAAAUGGCAGGGCGAGUGCUGCCGGAAAUGACACCUUGCACAACUCUACCGUCAGGCCGCAGGCGUAA